Molecule: messenger RNA, 429 nt
Organism: Drepanopeziza brunnea f. sp. 'multigermtubi' MB_m1
Lineage: Eukaryota; Fungi; Ascomycota; Leotiomycetes; Helotiales; Drepanopezizaceae
Molecular function (GO): carbon-sulfur lyase activity
Source: RefSeq, a predicted model, not a curated record
AUGGAAGGAACCUGUCUCUGCGGCGCCAUCAGAGUCCGCGUCAACGACCCUGACUUGUUCACGAAGAAGAGAGGCCACAUCUGCAGAUGUACCAACUGCAAGAAGACGGCUGGAUCUGCCGCUGCUACCAACCUGAUUAUCGAGGAUGAGAAAGUCGAGAUCAUCGGUGAAGAGAACUUGAAGCGGUACGAGGACAGAGAUACGUUGAGCGGGACGCCGUUGGGCAGGUUCUUUUGCUCAAAUUGCGGGAACCCAAUCAAGUCUGUGACACCACUGUACAAAGGCAAGACAGUGUUGAAGCUGGGAAUCUUCCCGAAGAUCCCGACACCGGAGUGGGAAUCGUUCACGGGGAGCAAGCAAGAGUGGGAAAGAACGCUUGAGGGGACGGUGUUGUACAAAGGGAAGAGUUUUGGGGAGAAGAUGGAGUAA